AGGAGCUAAGUCUUCAUGGAGAGACAUUCAUUUCAGAGUUGAGGACUUACUCACCAGGGUCUGAAUAAGAUCAUUUCUUGAUGAGUAUCACUGAGACUUCUCUGAUGCCUGUCAAUCACGAUUGGGGCUAUGUUUUGAAUUGAUAGUGAUAAUGAAGAGAGUAAGCAAAAGAGGAAAAGACAAUAUAAGAAGAAAAGGGAAGCAAAAAGUGAUACUGUGUCUUGAAAUAGCCUUCCAAGUCUUUCCAAGAUUCAGGACAAAGUGAAUCCCUGUGUGAACAUCAGACUGUGAAAUGGCACCGGGGCACACUUUCAGCAACAGGCAGAAGUGUGUGGAUGUGCUGGACCAAGCCUGAAACAUUUGCCUCUUCAAACUGUCAUCCUUCUCCAAGUCAGCCGGCGGCUGAGACGUUCUGACAAGACACCCUCAGGAUGCCACCUAAGAAAGUACAAAUCCAAGUGGAGGAAAAAGAAGACGAUACUGAGGAAAGUUCAAGUGAAGAAGAAGAGGAAGAGGAAGAUAAACUACCCCGAAGAGAGAGCCUGAGACCAAAGAGGAAACGGACCAGAGAUGUUAUCAAUGAGGAUGAUCCAAUACCUGAGCCAGAAGAUGAAGAAACAAGGAAGGCCAGAGAAAAAGAGAGGAGGAGGAGGUUGAAGAGAGGAGCGGAAGAAGAGGAAGAAAUUGAUGAAGAGGAAUUGGAAAGAUUAAAGGCAGAGUUAGAUGAGCAAAGACAAAUGAUUGCUACUGUCAAAUGCAAGCCUUGGAAAAUGGAGAAAAAAAUUGAAGUUCUCAAGGAAGCAAAAAAAUUUGUGAGUGAAAAUGAAGGAGCUCUUGGGAAAGGAAAAGGAAAAAGGUGGUUUGCAUUUAAGAUGAUGAUGGCCAAGAAAUGGGCAAAAUUUCUCCGUGAUUUUGAGAACUUCAAAGCUGCUUGUGUCCCAUGGGAAAAUAAAAUCAAGGCAAUUGAAAGCCAGUUUGGUUCAUCGGUGGCCUCAUACUUCCUCUUCUUGAGAUGGAUGUAUGGAGUAAACAUGGUUCUCUUCGUCCUGACCUUUACCCUCAUCAUGUUGCCAGAGUACCUCUGGGGUUUGCCAUAUGGCAGUUUACCUAGAAAAACAGUUCCCAGAGCUGAAGAGGCAUCUGCAGCGAACUUCGGUGUGUUGUACGACUUCAACGGCUUGGCGCAAUAUUCUGUCCUCUUUUAUGGCUAUUACGACAAUAAACGAACAAUCGGAUGGAUGAAUUUCAGGCUGCCGCUCUCCUAUUUUCUGGUGGGGAUCAUGUGCAUUGGAUACAGCUUUCUGGUUGUCCUUAAAGCGAUGACCAAAAAUAUUGGUGACGACGGCGGUGGUGAUGACAACACUUUCAACUUCAGCUGGAAGGUGUUCACUAGCUGGGACUACUUGAUUGGCAAUCCUGAAACAGCAGACAAUAAAUUCAAUUCUAUCACAAUGAACUUUAAGGAGGCUAUAAUAGAAGAAAGAGCAGCCCAAGUAGAAGAAAACAUCCACUUGAUCAGAUUCCUGAGGUUUCUUGCUAACUUCUUCGUGUUUCUAACACUUGCCGGGAGUGGAUACCUCAUCUUUUGGGCUGUGAAGCGAUCCCAGGAAUUUGCUCAGCAAGAUCCUGACACCCUUGGGUGGUGGGAAAAAAAUGAAAUGAACAUGGUCAUGUCUCUCCUGGGGAUGUUCUGUCCAACACUGUUUGACUUAUUUGCUGAAUUGGAAGACUACCAUCCCCUCAUUGCUCUGAAAUGGCUGCUGGGACGCAUUUUUGCCCUUCUUUUAGGCAACUUGUAUGUAUUUAUUCUUGCCUUGAUGGAUGAGAUUAACAACAAGAUUGAAGAGGAGAAGCUAGUAAAGGCCAAUAUUACCAUAUGGGAAGCCAACAUGAUCAAGGCGUAUAAUGCAUCGCUUACUGGAAAUAGUACUGGGCCACCCUUUUUUGUGCACCCUGCAGAUGUACCUCGAGGACCUUGCUGGGAAACAAUGGUGGGACAGGAAUUUGUGCGGCUGACUGUUUCUGAUGUUUUGACCACCUAUGUUACAAUCCUCAUUGGGGACUUUCUCAGAGCAUGUUUUGUAAGAUUUUGCAAUUACUGCUGGUGUUGGGAUUUGGAAUAUGGAUAUCCUUCAUACACCGAAUUUGACAUCAGUGGCAACGUCCUCGCUCUGAUCUUCAACCAAGGCAUGAUAUGGAUGGGCUCUUUCUUUGCUCCCAGCCUCCCAGGCAUCAAUAUCCUUCGACUCCACACAUCCAUGUACUUCCAGUGCUGGGCCGUGAUGUGUUGCAACGUUCCUGAGGCCAGAGUCUUCAAAGCUUCCAGAUCGAAUAAUUUCUACCUGGGCAUGCUCUUGCUCAUCCUCUUCUUGUCCACCAUGCCCGUCCUGUACAUGAUCGUAUCCCUCCCUCCAUCUUUUGAUUGUGGCCCCUUCAGUGGCAAAAAUAGGAUGUUUGAAGUGAUUGGAGAAACACUGGAGCAUGAUUUCCCAAGCUGGAUGGCAAAGAUCUUGAGACAGCUUUCUAACCCUGGACUGGUCAUUGCUGUGGUUUUGGUUAUGGUUUUGACCAUCUAUUAUCUUAACGCUACUGCAAAAGGCCAGAAGGCGGCAAACCUGGAUCUAAAAAAGAAGAUGAAACAGCAAGCUUUGGAGAACAAACUGCGAAACAAGAAAAUGGCAGCUGCACGAGCAGCUGCAGCUGCUGGUGGCCAGUAACUUUCAUAGAUAUGCUGGGGGCUCAGAAGUACUCCUCGCCUUGCUGUUUUAAAGCAAUGACUCAUGUGAAGGCCCAGAGAACAAGCAUAUUAUGGAGUUGCUGUUUCCCCAUUCUAACCCUGAUGGAUCAUCGAAGUCAUACUGGUCAAUAAGUCAUCACCAGUCCUAGUUCCACAAGAAGAUUUCCACCUUAUCCAAAUUAAGGAUUUGUUCCCCUAAAUCCAUUUGCUCCCCACACUCAUUUUCUUGACAUUUUUCUCUUAAUGAACUGAGUUUAAAAGAGGGUGUGAUUCAUCAAUACAGGUUUCUGGUUUACUGAAUAGGUUAAUUUAAAAACCUUUUGCUCAUUAUGGACUUUCAUUUUAUAUACUUUUUCUGCCUCAUUUUCUUGGCAUGGGAGCAGGACUACUUUGCCCUCUUUUUUCCAAGUUAAGAAAUAUCUUCAUAAAGUAUUCAUUAUAAACAUUUAUUACCUCACUUUUUGAAACCAACACCCUGUUUUUUCUUUUUUUCUACCUGUCUCCCCAUCCAUGACCUCAACAAAUAAAUACCCAAGGUCUUUUUAUUUGCUGCUGAAUUUAGUAUGAAAUAAGAUGGGUUUUUCAGAAGAAAUAUCCUAAGUGAAUUAGGAGCCUGAUCAGCAUAGAGUUGAAGGUCUCUGUCUUUGGGGAUGUACAUGGGUCUUAGACAACCUUAGUCUUUAUGAAGCUUUUUAAAAAAAAAUGACACCAUAAGUGAUUGCUAUUUCAUCACAGUCUGAUUAUUUGACCUCCAAUGAUUAUAUGUCCUGAGUUUAGAUUCUAUAUUCUAUAAUUUUUGUUUGCUUGUUUUUUGUUAAGGUUAGGAAAACACACCCUUUCUUUUGGUGUGUGUUUGCGGGGAGCUUCAGUUCAUAGAUGUGUUUAAGCAUUAAUAUUUAUUUAAAGUUUAAAUUGACUUUGAAUAGUAACAAUUAAUGCCUUUAGCCAGCCUCAUUGUGUAUCUUCAGUUACAUCUAACUCAGUGUCCUUUUCCAGAGGUAAGCCAAUUUGCCUGCCAUUCCCUGAAAAUGACUUGCUGAUUUUUACUGACUUGUCUUUGAGUUUCUCGUUCUUUUCGAUCUUCUACUGACCAUAGAAUGAUUACCCUGUUUCGCUGACAAUCCAUGUGCUAUUCACUUUCAUCAUAUCAAAUUCAAGACUUACGUUCUCUGGUCAAAUUUGCCAGAUUAGCCUUCAUUUCUAAUUGUAUCACUGCCUUGAUAGUCUUUGAGUUUAUUAUUUUAUUGAUUUCCUUGCAACUUUUAAUCAUUCUUUUUUUUUCUUGUAUGCAUGGACUAUUCCUAUCCAGAUUUUAAGCUUUCUAUGAGCAGGAAUCAUCUCUUCUAACUCUUGUAUGCCUAGUAUAGUGCUGUGCACAGGUAGGCACUGAAUAAAUGCUUAUUAAUUAAAUUGAAUCAAUUUAACUUUCAGCAGUUGCACUGUGAAACAAAGACUUCUGUUAUCUGCAUGAACAUAUUAU
This is a messenger RNA of Pteropus alecto (black flying fox), 4217 nucleotides long. It is a transcript of the gene TMC1, whose product is annotated as transmembrane channel like 1. The transcript is spliced from 23 exons. Gene Ontology annotation, cellular component: plasma membrane. Gene Ontology annotation, biological process: detection of mechanical stimulus involved in sensory perception of sound; vestibular reflex. Gene Ontology annotation, molecular function: mechanosensitive monoatomic ion channel activity. The record is from RefSeq and is a predicted model, not a curated record. Bases 432 to 2717 code for a protein of 761 amino acids. NCBI's taxonomy places the organism in Eukaryota, Metazoa, Chordata, Mammalia, Chiroptera, Pteropodidae.